UUCUCAACUUUCUGAUACCAUUACCAUCCUUCUCCGAAUUCUCAAUUUUCUUCCAAUAUAGCCACCUAAGCUCUGUAGUCUGUGUAGUAUCAACCAUUUCAAGCAAAUUGACACAUACAUCAUUUUCAACUAAGCUUGUCUUUGUUCUAUGAUGCUGGGGCUGGCUCUUGUGUUAUUCAAUCCACAUAGCAAACAAUAAUAAUGUACAUAUAAGUACACAUAGUUUUUGUAGCAGAGUUCGUCCAAACACUUCAAACAAAAACAAAAACAUGGGUUCAGAGGCCACAGAGCAAUCUUCUGAGAGGUCUCAAUGGGUGCUCAAUUCUCCCAACCCACCACCUCUAACCAAGAAGCUUUUUGGUCCUCUGAAGAACAGUAACAACUUCUUUUUCUCUUCAUCCUCAUCCAAGAAGGAAACUCGGAGCCGACGCGCCGUUUCCUUCUUGGCGAGUUUGUUCCCAAUCCUUAGCUGGUUCAGAACUUACUCAGCUACCAAGUUCAAGGAUGAUUUGCUAUCUGGUUUAACUCUUGCCAGCCUCAGCAUACCCCAGAGCAUAGGAUAUGCAAAUUUGGCCAAACUUGAUCCUCAAUAUGGCCUGUACACUAGUGUCAUUCCUCCUGUUAUCUACGCACUAAUGGGGAGUUCAAGAGAAAUUGCUAUUGGACCUGUGGCGGUUGUGUCAAUGCUGCUAUCUUCUCUGGUUCCAAAAGUGGUAGAUCCUGAUGCUCACCCAAUUGACUACAGAAACCUUGUCUUUACAGUCACUUUGUUUGCCGGAAUCUUUCAAACUGCGUUCGGAGUUCUAAGGUUGGGAUUUCUAGUGGAUUUUCUGUCACAUGCUGCACUUGUGGGAUUCAUGGCAGGUGCAGCCAUUGUUAUUGGUCUUCAGCAGCUCAAGGGGUUGUUGGGGCUAACUCACUUUACUACCAAAACCGAUGCAGUAGCAGUCUUGAAAUCUGUUUAUGCUUCACUCCAUCAACAAAUUACAUCCUCAGAAAAAUGGUCCCCUCUUAACUUUGUCAUCGGGUGUUCAUUCCUGAUUUUCCUUUUGACUGCACGGUUUAUUGGCAGAAGGAACAAGAAACUUUUCUGGCUGCCAGCUAUUGCUCCUCUUCUAUCAGUUAUUCUCUCAACUUUGAUUGUUUUCUUGUCCAAAGCUGAUAAGCAUGGGGUUAAUAUAAUAAAGCAUGUUCAAGGAGGGCUUAAUCCAAGUUCAGUUCACAAGUUACAAUUAAAAGGCCCACAUGUUGGACAAGCUGCUAAAAUUGGAUUGAUUUCUGCCAUCAUCGCUCUCACCGAAGCAAUAGCUGUUGGUAGAUCUUUUGCUAACAUCAAAGGAUACCAUCUUGAUGGGAACAAAGAAAUGUUGGCAAUGGGCUGCAUGAACAUUGCAGGAUCAUUAACUUCAUGCUACGUGUCAACUGGUUCGUUUUCAAGGACAGCGGUGAAUUUCAGUGCAGGGUGCCAAACAGCAGUAUCAAACAUAGUGAUGGCGGUAACGGUGCUUCUAUGCUUAGAAUUUUUUACAAGACUAUUGUACUACACUCCAAUGGCAAUACUUGCUUCUAUAAUCCUCUCAGCAUUGCCUGGGUUGAUAGACAUUGGUGAAGCUUAUCACAUAUGGAAGGUUGAUAAAUUCGACUUUCUUGCAUGUCUUGGUGCUUUCUUCGGAGUCUUGUUUGUAUCCGUUGAGAUUGGUCUUCUUAUUGCUGUUUCAAUCUCAUUUGCAAAGAUACUAUUACAAUCAAUUAGACCAGGUGUUGAAAUUCUAGGGAGAAUUCCAACCACAGAAGCUUAUUGCGAUGUUAUCCAGUAUCCCAUGGCGAUAACCACUCCUGGGAUACUGGUCAUUCGCAUAAGCUCGGGCUCACUCUGCUUUGCGAAUGCCGGUUUUGUCAGAGAAAGAAUCCUGAAGUGGGUAGAGGAUGAAGAACAAGAUAACAUUGAAGAAGCUGCUAAAGGAAGGUUGCAAGCUAUAAUCAUUGACAUGACCGACCUCACAAAUGUUGAUACUUCCGGAAUCUUAGCACUGGAGGAACUGCAUAAGAGAUUGCUUUCACGUGGUGUAGAAUUGGCUAUGGUAAAUCCAAGGUGGGUAGUGAUUCACAAGCUUAAAGUGGCAAACUUUGUUGAUAAAAUUGGAAAAGAAAGGGUUUUUCUCACUGUUGCUGAAGCCGUAGAUGCUUGUCUCUCUUCUAGAUUUGUCAACACUGCUUGAUGAUGAUUUGGUGUCUCUUGUAACAUAAUAAUGCAUGCAUAAUUAUAUUGAAGUAUCUUAGUACAUAGCGAAUUAUAUCAAAGUAUCUUCUAGUCUAGCAUAAAAUGUAAGUGACACUUAAGAUUGUGUACGGUUUGGAGUGAUGAGAUUGAGUCUAUCUCAUAUGUCAAGUUAAAUUCGAGCAUCAUAAUGUUAUAUAAUUAGAGAUAGGAAAAGAGUCAAUUUUGAUCAUUCAAUCUCACAUUGAAUGUCAAGAUUGUAAUUUAUUCGAGGGACAUAUAGGAACCUAAU
This is a messenger RNA of Arachis stenosperma, 2510 nucleotides long. Its product is annotated as low affinity sulfate transporter 3. Gene Ontology annotation, molecular function: secondary active sulfate transmembrane transporter activity. Gene Ontology annotation, biological process: transmembrane transport. The coding region runs from base 270 to 2219 and encodes 649 amino acids. Lineage: Eukaryota; Viridiplantae; Streptophyta; Magnoliopsida; Fabales; Fabaceae. The record is from RefSeq and is a predicted model, not a curated record. Gene Ontology annotation, cellular component: membrane. The transcript has 12 exons.